Gadus macrocephalus (Pacific cod) is the source of this 1180-nucleotide messenger RNA. RefSeq lists its product as uncharacterized. The coding region runs from base 1 to 648 and encodes 215 amino acids. The record is from RefSeq and is a predicted model, not a curated record. The transcript is spliced from 2 exons. Lineage: Eukaryota; Metazoa; Chordata; Actinopteri; Gadiformes; Gadidae.
AUGUUUUGGCAAACUCUUCAAAUUGAUUCGAAUAAAUUGACGGCUCCUCGUGGAGGAAACGGAUCCAAGGUUUGGAGCUUAGCCUGCUUCACAACGCUCCCAUGCCUGCCAAUGCCCUCCCAGUCUAAGGUCCCCUCCCAGUCUGGCCCUCCCAGUCUGGCCCUCCCAGUCUGGCCCUCCCAGUCUAAGGUCCCCUCCCAGUCUAAGGUCCCCUCCCAGUCUAAGGUCCCCUCCCAGUCUAAGGUCCCCUCCCAGUCUAAGGUCCCCUCCCAGUCUAAGGUCCCCUCCCAGUCUAAGGUCCCCUCCCAGUCUAAGGUCCCCUCCCAGUCUAAGGUCCCCUCCCAGUCUGAUGUCCCCUCCCAGUCUGAUGUCCCCUCCCAGUCUAAGGUCCCCUCCCAGUCUGAUGUCCCCUCCCAGUCUGAUGUCCCCUCCCAGUCUGAUGUCCCCUCCCAGUCUGAGGUCCCCUCCCAGUCUGAGGUCCCCUCCCAGUCUGAGGUCCCCUCCCAGUCUGAGGUCCCCUCCCAGUCUGAGGUCCCCUCCCAGUCUGAGGUCCCCUCCCAGUCUGAGGUCCCCUCCCAGUCGGACCCUCCCAGUCUGAUGCCCCCUCCCAGUCUGAGGUCCCCUCCCAGUCUGGCCCUCCCAGUCUGAGGUCCCCUGCCAGUCGGUGUCCGGCCCCUGAACCUGUAUGCCGGCAUAAUUCCCCCUCAAUAGCUCCGCUGAUCAAACCUUCUCCCAUCGGUGUGGCUGAUUGCUUGUGAUCUCCUCAUGGAUACAACAACGAGCUUCUGCUGACGGAAAUCCACGCGAUUUGUUGAUUGGCUUAAUGAGAUCCCAGGUCUACUAACACGCAUGUUGACCCUGCAGCGACGUGAUCUGACAUAAUCCGCACGCAUGAUUGGCUAUGAUUAUGUCCCGUUGUUUUUAUCCCCCCCUCCUUAAUGUCUAACACAGUCGCAGCCAAAACGCUCCGAACCACGGUACGCCAAGUCGGCAACGAUUGACGGUAAACGCUCGACUCCCCGUCGAUCGUGCCUAACUUGUGUUGCCCUUCUCUCUGCCGUGUCUCCAUCCAGGCCCCGGGGCAGCUCAGUGUUGUCCCCGCCGAGCGCCACGGCGUUCUGAGGCCCUGUAGAGAUGUACUGACGCCAUGUGGCCAUGUGCUGUGAGUCUAACUGCUUCC